Messenger RNA from Eptesicus fuscus (big brown bat), 2479 nucleotides. RefSeq names its product adhesion G protein-coupled receptor E2-like. The transcript has 18 exons. Gene Ontology annotation, molecular function: calcium ion binding; G protein-coupled receptor activity. Bases 1 to 2373 code for a protein of 790 amino acids. Gene Ontology annotation, biological process: cell surface receptor signaling pathway; adenylate cyclase-activating G protein-coupled receptor signaling pathway. The record is from RefSeq and is a predicted model, not a curated record. Lineage: Eukaryota; Metazoa; Chordata; Mammalia; Chiroptera; Vespertilionidae. Gene Ontology annotation, cellular component: membrane.
AUGGAGGAAUGGUCCAUGACUUUGGUGCUCACAGGCGCCUUCCAGCUACUGUGGAACAUGAAGGUGGAAGUGGGGGACAGGGAGGUUAUUGCACUGGUCCAGAUGAGUGAUGAUGGGGUCUGGAUGCAGGAAGUCACCCAGAGUCUACAUUCCUACCCCAGUGUAGUAGACAGCUCUGCCUCGCUGUGCGUCUUGCUGAUUUUGUUGGAAGAUGGACCCCAGAGCACCAGGGCCUCUUCCUGUGUGCUUUUGUGCCCACCAAACUCCUCAUGUGGCUUUGCCAUUUCCUGUCGCUGUGAUCCUGGAUUCAAGUCUCCAUCUGGGGAGACCGUCAUCAAUCCCUGGGAGACUUGUGAAGACAUUGACGAAUGUGAACAACCCGGAGCAGUGAGUGCCUGUGGAAGAAGCGCAGACUGCCAUAACAUGGAAGGGAGCUACUACUGCACAUGCAGCCCAGGAUAUAGUCCUGGUUCUGGGGCAACAAAGUUCAGUAAUGCAAGUGAGAACACGUGUCAAGAUGUGGAUGAAUGCACCUCCGGGCAACACUCCUGCCACAAAACCACCCAAUGCCACAACACCGAGGGCAGCUAUGAGUGCCGCUGCCGCCCUGGCUGGAAGCCGGUUCCUGGGUCCCCCAAUGGCCCAAACAACACUGUCUGUGAAGAGUUCUCCUUCCUUACCUGGACCCCGCCCCCUGGAAUCAAGAGCCAGAGUCUCUCCCGCUUCUUUGAAAGAGUCCAGGACCUGCUCAGAGACUUCAGGUCUGCCACGGCCCAGGACACCAUCCAGAACAUCAUUAAGGAGGUGGAUAAUCUGCUGGAGACCCCAGGAGACCUGCUUACCCUGCCUCAUUCAGAGCAGCACUGUGUGGCCACUAACCUGCUCACUGGCCAGGAGCAUGUCCUGAGAGAGCUGAGCAAGGCCUUGCCGAAUGGGCCACUGACCUUCAGGACAGCUGCAGGAACAGAACUGUCCCUGGAAGUAAAGGAGAAAGGAGGCAAGAAUGUCACCCUGAGAAUUAAUCAGGCAAAGAUGCUGGUGAACUGGGAUGUGGUGCAGAACUCACGUGGCUCAGGCCCUUCUGUGGUGGGCCUUGUCUCCUCUCCAGGGAUGGGCAAGUUGCUGGUUGAGGCCCCACUCAUCCUGAAAACUGAGGAGCACUCAGUUCUGCAUGAGACACACAAGGGCCUGUUGCAGGAACGCUCCCCUGUCCUGCUCUCAGAUGUCAUGUCCGCCUUUGUGAGCAAUAAGGACUCUCAGAACCUCAGCUCCCCAGUCACCUUUGUCUUCAACCACGUGAGUGCUGGACCAAGGCAGAAGGUGUUCUGUGUCUUCUGGGAGCCUAGCCAGAAUGGAAGUGGUCAUUGGUCCACCAAAGGCUGCUGGAUGGUGGGCACUGGAGACACCAGCACCACCUGCCAAUGCAGCCACCUCAGCAGCUUUGCGAUCCUCAUGGCCCACUAUGAGGUGCAGGAGGAGGAUCCCACCCUGGCUGUGAUCACCUACGUGGGGCUGAGCCUCUCUCUGCUGUGCCUCCUCCUGGCGGCCCUCACCUUCCUGCUGUGCAAAGCCAUCCAGAACACCAGCACCUCACUCCACCUGCAGCUCUCGCUCUGCCUCUUCCUGGCCCACCUGCUCUUCCUCACGGCCAUCGACAGAACUGAGAACAAGGUGCUGUGCGCCAUCAUCGCGGGUGCCUUACACUAUCUCUACCUGGCCUCCUUCACCUGGAUGCUGCUGGAGGGCCUGCACCUCUUCCUCACCGCACGCAACCUGACGGUGGUCAACUACUCCGGUGUGAGCAGGUUCAUGAAGAAGUUCAUGCUCCCUGUGGGCUACGGAGUCCCAGCUGUGAUUGUGGCCAUUUCUGCAGCGUCCAGGCCUCACCUUUAUGGAACACCUGCCCGCUGCUGGCUCCACCCAGAAAAGGGAUUUGUAUGGGGCUUCCUUGGACCAGUCUGUGCCAUCCUCUUUGUCAAUCUAGCUCUCUUUCUGAUGACCCUCUGGAUUUUGAAAAGCAAACUCUCUUCGCUCAACAGUGAUGUGUCUACCCUUAAGAAUACAAGGAUGCUGACAUUUAAAGCGAUAGCUCAGCUCUUCAUCUUGGGCUGCACGUGGUGUCUGGGAAUCCUGCAGGUGGGUCCAGCUGCUCUCACCAUGGCCUAUCUCUUCACCAUCAUCAACAGCCUGCAGGGCGUCUUCAUCUUCCUGGUGUACUGUCUCCUCAGCCAGCAGGUCCGGGAGCAAUACAGGAAAUGGUUGAAAAGGGUCAGGAAAACAAAAGCAGAGUCUGAGCAAUACACCCUCUCCAGCCGAGCCAUCUCGGAUGACCCUAAACACAGUGUGGUAAAAGGUGAUGGAUUGACAGCAUAAAAGAAGAAAUUAAGUCAAUUCUAAGAAAACUAAAAGUGGGUGACUAAAAAAAAACAACAGGUGAAAUCUUAUGCUUUUUGUCCUUUUCUCUCUUGACUUAUUUCAC